AGUCAUGCACGUCAGAAACGGACCAGCGGCGAAACACCUAAAAUUUAGCCCAAGAUGCUCCAUAUUUACUUCAAUUUUUAACUAAGUUUUGGUUUGUCUGAAGAAUGUAAAAGUUUGGACACACAAGAGGGAUUUCUUGUGAUUCCAUAUGUCUGUUUCUUUGGUGGUUUUGCGGUUUGAGAUAGAGGACCGUAUCCCAUUGCCAGAGUGGGUCCGUUUCACAUCCUGCAAAGACAACAUCAUCAAACAAAAAGAGGAGAAAAUGCAAGAAAAAGAUGAAGCACUCCCUCCCCACCAAGAUAAGUCCAAUCCAAACAUCAAAUCCACUGAGAAGAAUUUGAAAGAAAGGCAGGUGGGAGGAGAGGAUGAGGGGAGAGCGACUUCACCCAGCAACGUCAGGGGAUCACCAAAGAGUCCAACGAGUAAGCAUGUGGAGACUAGAGAAGAAGUGUUGAAUCAGCAUCAUGGCUCAAGGGAAAUGAGAGAGAUGACUGUUGAGACGAUCAUGUUUACAGACAGCUUAAACAACACUUUGAAAAACCUAGAGAAGGCCAAGAUUACAAACGACAAUGACACACUGUCACCAAAUUCAGACGGGACACCACCAACUCCCAACAAACCACCAGACCCCAACACAGAUAACGAUCGAAAAGGGAAGAGUCUUACGAAGGAUCUUCAGAACAAAAGUCCUGCUGAGGAAACCCAGGUCAGCAAGCCAGUUGGAAACAAAAACAAGAAAUCAAAGAAAAUGCCAGACAGCGAUGGACCUAAGAAAUCAAAAAAGCCACAAACUAACACCCAAGAUCUUUCAAGUGGAGAUGGAAUAAAGGACUCUGUGAACUCGGACCCUAGUACUCCCAUUAGCGUUAUGUCAUUGCCGAUCCAAGAAACUGAUAAUCGCACUUCUGCCACCGUUGGAAGCCAGAGAAGUUAUGCUUCCAUUGUGACAGGAAGCCCCCUUCCUCAGACAAUAGAGGUAGAUACUAAGGAUUACCGUAACAUGUCACCAACUGAAAGAGGUGGGAUACUAGACGGGAAGCACAUGACAAAGAGUCCACUGUCGAAGCACCAGAGUGUCAUUCCAUUCUCCUCUGGCAAUCCAAGUGUGGAGCUAACUAAAGGGAUUCUUCACCUCUUUAAAGAAAAUGAGAUGACAUCUCUGGAUGAAGGAGUAUCGCGUAGUGAGAUGCUAUGCAUGCUUGCUGUACCUGCCGUCAUGACCAUUCAUGACCUCCUUCAGCUUGCUGCUCCUCUCAGUCAAGGCAUCCAACUCAUGAGGAUCAUUAGAGAUGCCACGCCCAAUCAGUACAUGGUGCUCUUCAAGUUCAAGCAUCAGAAAGAUGCAGAUGAAUUCUACACAGAGCUGAAUGGGAAACCUUUCAAUUCCAUCGAGAGCACUAUUUGCUACCUGGUGUAUGUCUCUCGGGUGGAGUGUAUGAAGGCAUUUGAGGGUGCAACUCUACCAGUCCCUGGCUUGACUGAACUCCCUACCUGUCAUAUCUGCCUGGAGCGUAUGGAUGAAUCGGUGGAUGGCAUCCUCACCAUACUGUGCAAUCAUGCCUUCCAUGGGAACUGCCUCGACAAAUGGGGUGACACAAGUUGUCCUGUAUGUAGAUACUGCCAAACACCUGAGCCUGUUGAAGACCAUAAGUGCUUUACUUGUGGAGCUCAAGAGAGUCUAUGGAUCUGUCUAAUCUGUGGACAUGUUGGUUGUGGAAGAUACUCUAACGCUCAUUCCUAUCGCCAUUUUGAGGAGACACAACACACAUACGCCAUGCAGCUUGGCAACCAAAGGGUGUGGGAUUAUGCUGGAGAUAACUACGUACAUAGAUUGGUGCAGAGUAAAGGUGACGGUAAACCCAUAGAAUGGGACAGGAGGGACACCGAGUCAGCUCAUUCUGAAAAACUGGACUCGCUACAACUUGAGUAUUCCUAUUUAUUAACAAAUCAACUCGAGUCACAAAGGAUCUAUUUUGAGGAGCAGAUGGCACGUAUUGAGCAAGAUGCCCUCAAUCGGAUGUCAGAGGUUGAGGCUCGUUCUCGUAAGACAGUGGAAGAGAGAGAUAAGAUGGAACAGUGUCUACAGACUGCCCUUAAGGAGAAGUCAGGGUUGGAAAGGAAAUGUUCUCAGCUGGGUGGACGUCUUAGUAAGGUGGCUGCUGAUCUGAAAGAAGAGAAAGAGAUGAACCAAUGUUUACGUGAAAACCAGCAGCUUUGGCAAACCAAAGUGAUGGAACUUGAAACCAAAUACACAGAGGACAGUAAAAAGAAACAAGGGGAGAUUGAUGAGCUCAAGGAGCAGUUGAGAGACCUAAUGUUUUAUCUAGACGCCCAGCAGAAGAUUGGAAGCACUUCAGAUGACACAAGACAAGAAAUCCAAGAUGGACAGAUUGUCAUUGGAGAAGCAGCAGCUGCCUCGUCAGACGGUCGCUCAUCACGGAAGGGUAGGAAGAAAGGAAGAUGAGGUGCAGGUCUUGAUUUGAUCAAAUAGCUAAACCAAUUCAGCAGAUAGUACAUCUGUAGAAACUUGUGAAGAUUGCAAUGGACCUUUACCAGGGUGCACCCAUCUGGAACUUCUCCCAUUGAUAUCAAUGUUACCAAACCGAGGCUAAGAAGAACAAAAUAGUCUGGUUCCUAAUUUCAAAAUGAUUAUUAGCAUUCGUUAUCAUUAUUCGAUACGAGGAACAUGACCAAGAUGGAGGUGUAAUAACCACAGGCUCAUUUUUUGAGAGAAAAUCCACAAGACUGCAGGGCUUGUAGAGCAAAACGUUUGCUGGACCAGAACUGUUGCCACUGCCUCUGAAAAGCCUCAUUAAAGGCAGUGGACACUAUUGGUAAUUACUCAAAAUAAUUAUUAGCAUAAAACUUUUCUUGGUG
Messenger RNA from Asterias rubens (European starfish), 2877 nucleotides. Its product is annotated as BRCA1-associated protein-like. Gene Ontology annotation, biological process: Ras protein signal transduction; protein ubiquitination. Gene Ontology annotation, cellular component: cytoplasm. The transcript has 13 exons. The coding region runs from base 149 to 2464 and encodes 771 amino acids. NCBI's taxonomy places the organism in Eukaryota, Metazoa, Echinodermata, Asteroidea, Forcipulatida, Asteriidae. The record is from RefSeq and is a predicted model, not a curated record. Gene Ontology annotation, molecular function: zinc ion binding; ubiquitin protein ligase activity.